CCAACACGCUUGUUAUAAAAAUACAAGUCCUCCAAUCGUUCCUCUCCUCUCUGACGAGGCUCGCGUUCAGCUUUCUUGGCCCUUGAUUGCCUUUGCGCCGUGCGGCGAGACACCCACCACACUUCCACUCUCCCCGUCAUCACGAGCCGACCUCUUUCUUUCCUGCCCGUCUAACCCUCUCCACUCCGCAGACUCUGCUGUUGGGACCUGCUUUAGCAAACCGCGACCGCAGCUCUUCUUGUCACUGCUCGCCUCCUCUCCUGUCUCCCGCCAAGUCACUUCGCCGAGAUCUGCAAGCGACCUACAUCCACGAUGCCGUUCAAACCAGCCUCCUGGGUGCCGCCGCUGCCCUUCGAGAUCCCGGACACCGUGCCGAUCAGUGAAUUCAUGUUUGACGAGCGGUACGGUCGGUAUCCUCUGCAAAAGUCCCGCACGCCAUUCAUCUGCGGCAUCUCAGGCAAGGCGCCGAGCGCGAUAGAAGUCAAGGCUCAGAUCGAGGACCUGGCCAAGGCCCUGAGCAAGGAGUUGGGAUGGCAGCCCAACGAGGGAACAGAGUACGACAAGGUCGCUGGCAUGUUCAGCGUCAACACAAUCGACUACCUUACGGCGGGGUGGGCCGUUCAUCGGCUGGGAGGCAUCCUCACUCCGGCCAAUGCACAGUACUCGACGUCCGAACUGGAAUACCAGUUGAGGACGACUGGCGCAACUUGCCUCUUCACCUGCCUCCCUCUCCUCGAGUCCGCGCUCACGGCGGCAAAGAACGUGGGCAUCCCCAAGGAGAAGGUGUUCCUCAUGGAGCUACCGGCUGCUUUUACUGGCGGCCUCUCAAGCCCCGGGUUCAAAACCGUUGCCGAGCUCAUCGCCGAAGGGCGAAAGAUCACGUCGGACCUGGAGCCUCUGAAGUGGAUCAAGGGCGAGGGCAAGAGACGGUGCGCGUUCAUCUGCUUUUCUAGCGGCACGUCGGGGCUGCCAAAGGGCGUCAUGAUCAGCCACUACAACGUCAUUGCCAACACGAUGCAGACGUGCGCGUUCGAGGAGCUGUGGCGGAGGUCGAAGAAGCCCGGCCCGGGCGACGAAGCGUAUCUGGAGAAUGCGCUGGGGGUCUUGCCCAUGUCGCACAUAUACGGGCUGGUCGUGACGUCGCACGUUUCCUGCUGGCGCGGGGACGGCGUCGUCGUCCUGCCAAAAUUCGAGUUCAACAUGCUCAUGAAGGCGGUGCAGGAUUACAAGGCCAACACGCUGUAUCUCGUGCCUCCCAUCAUCAUCUUGAUGACCAAGAACAAGGACGUCAUGGCCAAGUACGACCUCAGUCACGUCACUGGUAUCUUCACCGGCGCGGCGCCGCUCGGCAAGGAGACGGCGGACGAGCUGAACAAGAUCUUCCCCAAUUGGAAGGUAAGACAGGGCUACGGCCUGACCGAGACGAGCACCGUCGUGUGCUCGUCUCCCGAGUCCGACAUCUGGCUCGGCAGCUCCGGCGUGCUCAUCCCGGACGUCCAGGUCCGGAUUAUGGAUCCGGACGGCAAGGAGAUCACCGAGUACGACAAGCCUGGCGAGCUGUGGGUGUGCGCUCCUUCCGUAGUGCUCGGCUACCUGAACAACGAAAAGGCCAACCGGGAAACAUUUGUGAUUGCGGACGACGGCAAGCGGUACAUGCGCACGGGAGACGAGGUUCUGGUGCGCAAGAGCUCCAAGGGCAACGAGCACCUGUUCAUCGUGGACCGUAUCAAAGAGCUCAUCAAAGUCAAGGGUCUUCAAGUUGCUCCCGCCGAACUCGAAGCGCACCUUCUCACCCACCCGUCCGUCGCCGACUGCGCCGUCAUACCCGUGCCCGACGAUGCCGCUGGCGAGGUGCCCAAAGCAUUCGUCGUCAAGUCGGCGUCCGUGGGCCUGGAAGAGUCGGAUCAGCUGCUGGCACGGGACAUUGCCAAACACGUGGAGAAGUCAAAGAGCAGGCACAAGUGGCUGAAGGGCGGUGUCGAGUUCAUCGACGUGAUACCGAAGAGCCCGAGCGGCAAGAUCUUGAGGAGACUGCUGAGGGACCGGGAAAGGGAACGAAGAAAGAAGGCGGGUGCUAAGUUGUAGUUGAAGCAGGUGCUUUUGCGCUCGAAUGGCCUUUCGCAAAAAGGGACGGACAGAGGACUGCAAGGGAACGUUUGAGGCUCUGUCAGCGGGCAGAGCAUGCUUCACCACAUGCACUGUAUCAGACGUCUUUUGUUUUGCGUACCUGUGACCAUGAUUGCCGGAGAGGACGCGAUGCCUUCGCGCACCAUUAUUCGCCAAAGAAUGUAUCUAUAGCAUAUCCUGAGGUUCGAUCCGAUUAUUAUGUUCGUCGACUAGAGAUGCGUUUGAAAGAGUACAGUGGGCAGCGCGCUUUCAAGUCCCAAAUCCGUUCCAAACAGAGUCGAUUCUUUUAGGUCGGAAAAAACCCCUUGGACGACUUAGCCAUAAUCCCCGAC
Messenger RNA from Verruconis gallopava, 2459 nucleotides. RefSeq lists its product as uncharacterized. Gene Ontology annotation, molecular function: CoA-ligase activity. Bases 313 to 2085 code for a protein of 590 amino acids. The record is from RefSeq and is a predicted model, not a curated record. The transcript is spliced from 4 exons. NCBI's taxonomy places the organism in Eukaryota, Fungi, Ascomycota, Dothideomycetes, Venturiales, Sympoventuriaceae.